AUGAUCAAAGCAAUUCUGGUAUUUAACAAUCAUGGCAAACCACGUCUGCUAAAAUUCUACGUUCACUAUCCAGAAGAAGAGCAGCAGCAUAUUGUACGUGAAACAUUCCAGUUGGUUUCAAAACGUGAUGAUAAUGUUUGUAAUUUCUUGGAAGGGGGCUCGCUGAUUGGUGGAUCAGAUUACAAGUUAAUAUAUCGACAUUAUGCAACAUUAUACUUUGUUUUUUGCGUAGAUUCAUCAGAAAGUGAACUUGGCAUUCUUGAUCUUAUCCAGGUAUUUGUCGAAACAUUGGAUCGGUGUUUCGAAAAUGUCUGCGAACUGGAUUUAAUUUUUCACAUUGACAAAGUACAUCACAUACUUAAUGAAUUGGUUAUGGGAGGAAUGGUGUUAGAAACGAAUAUGAACGAAAUUCUCUUAAGAAUACAGGAGCAAGAAAAAUUGGAGAAGCAAGAGGCUGGAUUAUCGGCAGCUCCAGCUCGUGCUGUUAGUGCAGUAAAAAAUAUAAAUAUAUCUCAACAUAUCAAGGAUUUUAAGUUCGCUGAUAUCAAUUUAUCAAACAUAAAAAAUCCAUUUUAG
Messenger RNA from Thelazia callipaeda (thelaziosis nematode), 576 nucleotides. The record is from the annotation of a GenBank genome assembly. NCBI's taxonomy places the organism in Eukaryota, Metazoa, Nematoda, Chromadorea, Rhabditida, Thelaziidae.